GUAGUGAAUGUUGUAACUUUAUCAUUGAAAUUUGUUUGUAUUAAGAAUUUAAGAUGAUUGUGACUAUACUGAGAGAUUUUGAAGAGUUUUACUCUUAUUUCGACAUUGAAGUGAAUGACAAUGACUCAUUCUUGAAUGUAAAACAAAAGAUACAAAAGCACCGUGGCAUUCCCAUUUCAAAGCAAACACUCUUCUUCAAUGGCCAAAUUCUACAAGACGAAGAUAUCGUCGUCCAAAGCGCUCUCGUUAACCACUCUUGCAUAACGUUAGAAGUCGCUCCGCCAAAUGCAAUCACUCUCCAAUUGAAAUUGCCGUUUUCUUCCAACGUUUUUCCUUUAGAAAUGAAACCUGACGACACCGUUUUGCAGCUGAAGGACAAGGUGUUUGUCUUUUCGGAAUCUUGGUGGCGUUCUGUAGUUGAGGUAAAAACAGGAUUGUUACGAACGGAAUUGAAUUUAACAACUGCAUCGGAUACUAACUAUCCUUUACUUGAUAAUUUUCUGUCACUGAAAGAAAGUGGAAUUUCGAAUGAUUCAGUUAUUUAUGGGGUAAUUGAUAUAACAAUUUUACAACAAGGUGAUGGCGACGGUGAGAAAUUGAUGGUGACGGUGAUUCCGACGAGCAAGAAAGGAAGAGUUAAAAUAAAUGUUGAAGUAAAGGGUUGUGAUAAUGUUGGUGAGUUGAGGAAGAGACUUGAUGAGUUUGAUAACAGAGUUCUUUUACUUCCUGAAGAUAGGAAUUAUUUGUUCGUUUACAAUGAGAAUCUUAUGAGUGAGUUUCAGUCAUUUAAUUGGCAUAAUGUAAAAGAUGGCGAUGAUAUUGAUCUCUUUGAUCAUAUGAAUUUGACUUUCUUGAUAGAGAGACAAAAGUGUGUGACUAUUGAAGUGGGUUUCUUUGACUCAUUUCUUGAAGUGAAAGAGAAGAUAGAAAAGUAUGAAAGCGUCCUCGUUUCAAAGCAAAAAUUCAUGUUCAAUGGCAAACUUCUCAACGACAAAGACACCGUCAUCAAAAGCAACCUUACUCAAAACUCCCUCAUUCUAGUCAAAGUAGUCUAUAACAAGAAAAUUCCCAGAUUCAACCUACGAGUUAGAUUCCCCGGAUACUGCUCACUCGCUUAUGGUGUACAAGUUUAUCUAGACGAAACCGUUUUUCAGUUGAAGAAGAGAAUUCACAACAAAUUCAAUUUCAUAAGAAUGAACGAUAUGUUUUUGUUGUUUUCGACUUACGCAGGCAAUCAAGUUUUGGAUCAUCAGUCGUUGCAUCAACUUAGAGUUAUAAGAAAUUCAUAUGUUUACGUGUUUAUCAAGAAACAAAAGAAAGCACCGGCGAGAGUACAAGUGUCGCCAGCAUUUAGAGGCUGGGGGAGGCCAAUGUUGAAUCUGAAGGUGGUUCCACUGGCUAAUAGGGGAAGAGGUACAAUUGUGAAAGUUCGAAUAGCGUCUAAUGCUAAGGUGAGUGAAUUGAAGAAGGCUAUGGAAUAUCGCAAGAGUAAUGUUCUUCCGAAACGUUGUUAUCUUUUCAUUCAUAAACAGUAUGUGAUGUGGGAAGAUGAGUCUUUUGAGUGGCAUGAGGUUAAUGAUGGUGAUACAAUUGAUCUCUUUGGACACGUUCAGGAGGAUUAG
Molecule: messenger RNA, 1622 nt
Organism: Cicer arietinum (chickpea)
Lineage: Eukaryota; Viridiplantae; Streptophyta; Magnoliopsida; Fabales; Fabaceae
Source: RefSeq, a predicted model, not a curated record